Molecule: messenger RNA, 666 nt
Organism: Gossypium arboreum
Lineage: Eukaryota; Viridiplantae; Streptophyta; Magnoliopsida; Malvales; Malvaceae
Product: succinate dehydrogenase subunit 7A, mitochondrial
Exons: 4
Coding region: 138-449 (103 amino acids)
Source: RefSeq, a predicted model, not a curated record
GUUGAAUAAUUUUAGUGAGAAAAUUAAAGCCCUAUUGGCGUUUUCCUUUGGUCGACAAUCGACAAUCCCCACCCAGCAGCUAACUUAUUGUUUUUAUUUUUGUUCUUCAGUCUGAAAAUCAGUGAGAGAUUGAAGAGAUGGCCUUUUUCCUUGGACAAAGUAGCCUUGUGAACCACUUCCGAUCUUAUCAGCAGAAGACACAGGCUUCCAUGGCUGUGCCAACACGAGCAUUUCAUGUUGAACUUGGGGAUCGUGAGAAAGCUCUCUUGGCAAAGGACCCUUCGUUAAGUCGUUUUAAAUCUUAUAAGAAGAGUGUGUCGACACUGAAGAGAAUUGGGGAUGUUCUUACAGUUGUUGUUGUAGCAGGUUGUUGCUAUGAAAUUUAUGUCAAGGCAGUAAUGCGAGAAGAAGCUAGGAACAAGGCAAAGGCUGGUGGUGGAAGUAAAUGAGGCUGUGCAAGCUUUGGCCUGUGUGUGGAAACGAAAAAGUGGAUGUCAGCAUUUCAUCUUGUUUUUGGCAAUGCUGUUUUAGAUUUUAAAGAUUUUGUCUAGUGAUAAAUAAGCAAAACUGACGUGUUAUGACAUUGUUGAAGACCCUAGUCUGCAAAUUUCCAUCAUGUUCUCAUCAUAUGAAUUCUGUCAUAAAAAAAAAUGAUGAUUCCAAUAA